AGUCGAGUAAGUGCCUGGCUCAGCUGAGCGGCCCGGAUCGCGCAGGACGGGACGUCUAGUGGACCGCGCAACAGAGGACCACCGCCACCGCCACCGCCACCGCCGCCGCCAUGGCCAGCCACAAGAGCCCCGCCUCCUCGGCCAAGCAGGGCCUGGCGCCCCUCGAGCACAUGUCCAAAUCCGACACCAUCCUCCUGCGCAAGAGGCUCGUGGGGGAGUCGUGCAAGCUCUUCUUCCGCUCGGACCCGCUCAAGAUCGUGCGCGCCGAGGCCCAGUACAUGUACGACGAGCAGGGCCGCGCCUACCUGGACUGCAUCAACAACGUGUCGCACGUGGGCCACUGCCAGCCCGACGUGGUGGCGGCCGCCUCCCGCCAGCUCGCCGUGCUCAACACCAACAACCGCUUCCUGCACGACAACCUGGUGCUGUGCGCGCAGCGCAUCACGGACCUGAUGCCGGAGCCGCUGUCCGUCUGCUUCUUCGUCAACUCGGGGUCCGAGGCCAACGACCUGGCGCUGCGGCUGGCGCGCACGCACACCAAGCACCGCGACGUCAUCACCCUGGACGACGCCUACCACGGCCACCUGUCCUCCCUCAUCGAGAUCUCGCCGUACAAGUUUAAAAACAUCCAGAACCACAAGCAGGCCGACUGGGUGCACGUGGCGCCGGUGCCGGACGUGUAUCGCGGCAAGUACCGCGAGUGCGACCACCCGGGCGAGGACAUGGGCGCGCUGUACGCCGAGGACGUGCGGCGGCUGUGCGAGAAGUCGACGGCGGGGGGCGGCGGCGUGGCGUGCUACAUCGCCGAGAGCCUGCAGAGCUGCGGCGGCCAGAUCAUCCCCCCGCCCAACUACCUGCGCGAGGUGUUCAGACACGUGCGCGAGGCGGGCGGCGUGUGCAUCUGCGACGAGGUGCAGGUGGGCUUCGGCCGGGUGGGCAGCCACUGGUGGGCCUUCCAGCUGCAGGGCGACGACAUCGUGCCGGACAUCGUGACCAUGGGCAAGCCGAUGGGCAACGGCUACCCGGUGGCGGCCGUGGUCACCACCAGGGCGGUGGCCGACAGCUUCCGCGCCGCGGGCGUCGAGUACUUCAACACGUACGGCGGCAACCCGGUGUCGUGCGCGGUGGCCAACGCCGUGCUGCAGGUCAUCGAGGACCAGAACCUGCUGCAGCACGCCAAGGAGGUGGGCGACUACCUGCUCGCGCGGUGCCGCGAGCUCCAGGCGCGCCACUCGCUCAUCGGCGACGUCCGCGGCGUCGGCCUGUUCGUCGGCAUCGAGCUCGUCACGGACCGCGUCACCAAGCAGCCCGCCACCGCCGAGGCACAGCACGUCCUCUCCAGGAUGAAGGAUGAGAGCAUCCUGCUGAGCUCGGACGGUCCGGACAGGAACAUCCUCAAGCUGAAGCCGCCCAUGGUGUUCAGCAAGCAGAACGCCGACACCUUCAUGGCCGUGCUCGACCAGGUGCUGGAGGAGCUGGACGACGGCGACCUCCCGGACCCCGUCCCGGAGCAGCCCGUCAGCCAGACCAACGGCAAGACCAACGGCGUCAACGGCCACCGGAGGAAGUCCGCCGCCGAGGCCUGAGGCCCCGCCCGCCCUCCCAUCGCUGGUGGGCGCCUGCGGGUGCCUGCGCGGGGCUGCAGCAGUGGCAGCUCCCCCGUCACCACAGAGGCGCUACCCCGUACCUGUGAAAACGACCAGGGGUUUUCAUCCUCUGGAAAAGUAUUUUCAGAAAUCUUUCAGGGUUUUUAAAAAUCUUUUAAUAAUUUUCUUCUGUAAAAAGUUCUAUUUUUUCAAUUUUCAUUGUAAAUAUUUCAAUUUUUCCGAUUUUUUUGUGUAAAAGUUUCCAACUUUUUUCGAAAAAUGUUUCGGACUUUAAAAUCCCUAACGAAGACCCGCAAAGUAUCGCGAACCGAUGUGGUUGCGGCUCAAGAUUCCUCUGGACGUUAUUGAUAAAACCUGUGACAACUUAAAAGGGAGAGAGGACUGUCGUACCAGCACCAGCAGCGUCCAACGCGACCAACUCGGUUCUACCCCCCAAUUUCUCCCGGUUCAGAGUACAGUAGUUUCCAGGCUGGAAUCAUUUUAAUGUAUCGAUCAACAAGUUACCUGACUAAUUUCUCUAUGUCCUUCGCUAAAAGCGACUUUACUCUUAUUCUAUAUACAUAUUAAAGACUACGUAGAUAGA
Molecule: messenger RNA, 2190 nt
Organism: Frankliniella occidentalis (western flower thrips)
Lineage: Eukaryota; Metazoa; Arthropoda; Insecta; Thysanoptera; Thripidae
Product: 5-phosphohydroxy-L-lysine phospho-lyase
Exons: 9
Coding region: 111-1586 (491 amino acids)
Cellular component (GO): mitochondrion
Molecular function (GO): transaminase activity; pyridoxal phosphate binding
Source: RefSeq, a predicted model, not a curated record